AUGGCUUCUCUACCAAAGGAGUAUGCAUCACUUAAGGCUGGACGUUCGAUUGAGUCAUCAAGCAAAAUCAGCUCAUUGAAUCCGUUUUUAGACUCCGGUGGAAUGAUUCGUGUUGGAGGACGCCUUCAAAACUCAAGUUUGAGUUUCAAUGCCAGACAUCCGAUCAUACUGCCCAGAUACCAUCCACUUACUAGAAGUAUCAUUGAGCACUAUCAUCGCAAACUAUUGCAUGCCGGACCCCAAGCGUUACUUGCAACCAUUCGUCUGCAAUAUUGGCCUAUUGGAGGGAGGAAAGCUGUAGCUCACGUACUUAACAAAUGUAUUCAGUGCUUUCGCGCCAAACCGAAGUUAUUGCAGAAUAUCAUGGGUGAAUUGCCAGCAGAACGCGUUCAGAUGCAACGCCCCUUCCACACUACUGGCGUCGACUUCUGNUAUUCUUUUGCUUCUCAACCAAGGCUUGUCAUUUAG
Messenger RNA from Rhagoletis zephyria (snowberry fruit fly), 468 nucleotides. RefSeq lists its product as uncharacterized. The record is from RefSeq and is a predicted model, not a curated record. Lineage: Eukaryota; Metazoa; Arthropoda; Insecta; Diptera; Tephritidae.